Molecule: messenger RNA, 1546 nt
Organism: Cyprinodon variegatus (sheepshead minnow)
Lineage: Eukaryota; Metazoa; Chordata; Actinopteri; Cyprinodontiformes; Cyprinodontidae
Exons: 6
Coding region: 21-1082 (353 amino acids)
Biological process (GO): response to bacterium
Source: RefSeq, a predicted model, not a curated record
AGAGACGUGACAAGACACCAAUGGCCAGAGCACUGGCUGCGUUCAUCCUUCUUAUCUCAUUGAUUUUGGCCGGAACCCUAAAUGCUCCUGACAACAUACCUCUGAUCCAAACUGGACUUGGUGAAACUGUGAAUCUGACAUGUAAUACAUCUGGGCAUGAAAAUGGAUUGUUUUUCUGGUAUAAGAUGAAUUAUGGAUAUAUGGUCCAAACGAUUGCUUCAGGUACUUUUGGAUCUAUAAAAAGGAAAAAUCCUUUUCUGGAAUCAAGAUUUCAAAUUGAUAACAAAGGGAGCAUGCAUAUCCUCACCAUCAUUAAUGUCAGCAAAGAGGACGAGGCAAUAUACUUAUGUCAAGCAGGAGCAGCAUACACACUUAAAUUUGUUAAUGGGACAAACUUGGCUGUAAAUGAUUCUCGAAAUAAGAAGUAUCUCUAUGUGGGCCAAACUUCGGACGGGAAGUCUAUUUCACUUGGUACUGAGGUGACUCUGCAGUGUUCACUCUUCUCUGAGAGGACAGAAAAAGAAAGCCUAGACCAGUGCACGGAUGAACACAACGUGUUCUGGUUUAGAGCACAAUCAGAAUCUAAUCCAGGAUUCAUCUAUGCUGAUAAAAAGCACUGCAGGAAACAAGAAGAGAGGAGCUGUGAAUACCGGCUGUCCAAAACUGUUAAAAACCCCUUGGAUACUGGGACUUAUUACUGUGCCGUGGUUACAUGUGGCGAGAUCCUGUUUGGAGAAGGAGUCAAAGUGGAGACAAGACAAGAGUUUUGCCUGUAUGCUAUUGUGCUCUGUGGACUUUUGGCUUGUUCUGUACUUGUCAACCUCGCUUUGAUUUUUACAAGGAAAAAGCCAAAGCAGCUUCAUGACAAUCACCAAGGAGAUUUAAUUGACGCAGCUCAUACUGAACUGGAUGAGGACCAACCAUACAAUGUGCGGGAAAGUGAAGAAGAUGGGAUGAACUAUGUGGCACUAAACUUCUCUGCACGAAAACCUACAAGAUGGAAGAAUAAGAGGGAGACAUCUGAUGAGUGUACAUAUUCAAACAUUAAAAUGUCCAUUAAAGGCAGUGUUCAUCAAAAGUGAUCAUCUUAAAUGAGCUUUAUACACAAUCCUACUUGUUGGUGAUGAUUAAAUAUUGACUUUAAGAGGAAGUGGUGCUUGUUAAAAAUAUUGUUAUAUGUUUUAGCAUGUAAGACUUUUUUUUUUUAUAACUGGUUAUAUGCUAUUAAUAACUAUGUUUUAUCCUGAUUGAUUUUAUACAUGUUUAAGGAAGAGCAUUAGCUAAAAUAUAUAAAAUUAUUUCUCUAUAUUAUUUGGCGCAUUAGCCCUUUAUCUUACGCUCUACUAUUUUAUUAAACAAUCACUGCACAAGUUUUAUAGUUAUAGAUCAUAAAGUAAUAGAGCGUUAUAAAUAUAUUACAGAUUAUUGUUCUGUGUGCUAAGUUAAGAGUUUUUAACAAUCAUUUCAUUAUUAAAACAUUCCCUGAUUAAAAGCUAUAUAGCCUCAAAGGUUGCACUUUUCUGUUCCUCAUUAACUGUACAAUGUA